AUGACGAGGUUGACGUACUCAUUGCUGGAAACUAAGGACUGGACUGUACUUUCUUCCUUGCUUGGGGUAGAGAGUCUGGCUGGGGUGGAGGGUGGUGGUGGUAUGGAUGUACUUAGCUGCUGCUGGGUGAAGGAUACAUUCUUACCUCUGGGUGACAAUAACUCUCCAAAUGAGAUUGAAGAGGAAAAGAAAAAGCAUCAACGCAAUCAAAUUGAAACAUUAGAGGAAAAAGAUAAUGACAAUGUAAUUGAAAAUAGAACAAUUGGCAAAGUUGAUGAGCUGUUUCCUAUGGAGAGCAAUCAGCAUGGUAAAGAUAAGGAAAAUGAAAUCCCUGGGGAAGAAAUUCCAAUAAUGGGAAUUUCUUCUUCCAAGGAAAGUUCAACACCUGUGCACCAUCUUUUAAAGGGCAUAUUCUUUGAUUAUGGGACUGUCACAUCAGCAUCCAUCGAAGAAGGAAGGCCUUCAAAGAAAACAUCGAAUGAAAAGAACAAGGACAAAGUACAGAUGGAUGCAGAUGGUCUUGAGGCCCUCCUCACUGAGUCUUCUGACACAGCUACAGAGAAUUAUGAUUUACCUCCUUUCAACUGUAAGAAUGUUUUGUUGUUGAUUGACCAACAUAGGGUUGAUUGUAAAGAUCCUAUUAGCCUCUUGAAAAUUCGGGAUGCAGUUCUUAGAUUUGGACAAUCAAUAGAACUUUAAAAAGGACAUUAUACACUACUCACUGGAAAAGUUAAGAGUUUAGAAAACAAGAUCAGUGGACUAUGGGAAGAAUUAUCAGAAACAAAAGAAAUGAGUUCCCAGUUAGAGCAUCAAAAAGCAGAACAGGAUGGAGAAAUCUGUAGACUCAGGUUCCUGAUAGCAAUGAAAAAGAAAAAUAUCUGCUCCAUAAAAAUCAAACCCUACAGGAUGAAGCUGCCAUGUUUAAACUAGAGUUAGACAGAGUGAAAAUUAAGAAUUAGGAGAAAGAAAAUAAAUAUACAGAAGAAAAUAAAGUUUUGAAAGAAAAGAAUGAUGAGCUUCAAAAGGAAUUAAAACUGAAUAAAGAAGCAUUAACAAAAACAAUAUCCCAGUACAGCGGACAAGUAAAUGUUCUGACCACUGAGAAUGCAAUCCUGAACUCUAAAUUGGAGAAUGAAUAACAAAACAGAGACAGACUAGAGACAGAAAUUGAAUCAUACCAUUCCCGUCUGACUUCUGCUAUUCGUGAUCAUGAACAAAGUCAGACAUCAACAUGGGACCUUGAACAUACCUUUCAGCGAGAACGAGAUGAGUGGUUUCUUUUACAGGACAAACUAAAUUACGACUUAUCUAGUCUAAGAGAGAAGAAUGGUGUCCUUUCUCAAGAGCUCUCUAAAGCUGAAAGUAAAGCCAGUAGUUUAGAAAAUGAACUACACCAUGUACAUGAUUCUGUCAGAGAAAAGCCACUAAUUUCAGAAAGCACACAGACAGAAUUAAACCAGGCCCAAUAUAAAGCAAAGGAACUGGAAGAGACAAAUCAAAUGAAAAUGAAAAAACUGAACACAUAUGUCAUCAAAGAAGAAUGUAUCCAAGAAAGAUUAGCCCAAAUCCAGAGUGAAAAUAUGUUGCUUCGGCAACAGCUUGAAGAUGCCCAAAACAAAGAAGUUCUUAAAGAAAAGGUU
Phascolarctos cinereus (koala) is the source of this 1640-nucleotide messenger RNA. RefSeq names its product ankyrin repeat domain-containing protein 26. NCBI's taxonomy places the organism in Eukaryota, Metazoa, Chordata, Mammalia, Diprotodontia, Phascolarctidae. The record is from RefSeq and is a predicted model, not a curated record.